GUGCCAGUCCAUCAAAUGGCACAUUCUUCGAUCGAGUGGGGACGCGCGCAUGAGGGCGCUGUACACUCUGCGUCGGAGUAAGGAUGCGAAGCUGACAAAGCGAUAUGCGGCGACAAUAGAGCUGGAGUGUGCAGAGGCAUCAGUAGGUUCAGGGACUCUCCGUCCACCGUCAUCUUCAAGUCAUCGUGCAGGGUUGGGUGCUCGUGCUCCGAAGCAGCAUUCCAAACCCCCGAGGAAGGAUCUCCUUCAAACAUUUGAGGAGAUCAACGCGCAGGAGCAGAUUUUGAGGCUGAAGACUCUUCAGGUGCAAGGCAAGUGGUUGGAGUGGACAUCGGUGAUGUGGCAGGACCUCUCGUGGAAAUCCCUUUUGUACGGUGGUACUGGUAAGGAUUUGAAAUUUCUUCUCGCAUCAACCCUCGACGUGCUACCUUCUCCGACGAACCUACGCCGUUGGGGAAACACCGUAGUGGAUCCGUACUGUAGUUUGUGCCGUACCUGGGCCUGUACUACGCGCCACGUGCUUGGCGCUUGUCGCGUAGCGCUGGACCAGGGACGUUACACCUGGAGGCACGACAACGUACUCGGGGUCAUCGUCAGGAACAUGCGUGAGGAGAUUCGAAUCCGCACUGCUGCAAACACCGUACAAACCGAAAAUUCAAAUGAGCUUGACUUCAUCUCGUUUUGCAAGGCGGGAGAGAAGCCAGUUCGCGUUCAGCCCAGACGAAAGUUGGUUACGACUGAUCUCCUGUCAGCGGCCUCAGACUGGAAACUUCUUGUCGACUCAGUUAGUGCAAAGAUUUCUUUCCCUAGCUGUGUUGCACUUACCACCCUAAGACCAGAUAUAGUUCUGUACUCUACGAGUCGUAGGAUUGUAUUCUGGAUGGAGUUGACAGUUUGUGCUGAGGACAGAUUCAGUGUCAGUAACUCGCGGAAGGACAGGCGGUAUGCGGAUCUGGCCGAUCAAUGCCGAGCAAACGGGUGGCAGGUCGUUUCUUUUUCGGUUGAGUAAGACGUCUCUGCGAAGCAGCUACAUCAUCUGGUUGCGGCGUCAACAAAAACACUGGUCGGAAGAUCCACUUUUCUGAGGUACUGUAUGUGGGGCUCCGUUUAUUGAGGUGCGUUGAAAUUUAUUCUCUUUAUCUUAUUAUUUCUUUUCUAUAAUUUCCCCAUAUGAGUUCCUAUCAGUUGCUGUGAACACCUUGAGUGGAGAGCGCUUGCUCGAGCGUUGAACCGGGUUCUUAAUCCACCAUACCCAGUUCGCAAGGCUGGGCGGGGUUGUGAGCAGGCUUUCAUUUCAUCUUUUCUUAUUAUUUCUUAUUAUUUCUGCUUUUCAUCUCAUUACAAAAAUUCUGCGCUUUUUUCUCCAUCUGCGCAUAAAAUCUAGACUGACAACCUGCUUGUUAAAUCAUGCACCUGCUUUCAGGCGUAAAAACCCUGUUGUAGAGGUCUCAGUCCUCAUUUGUUAGACUUACCUGUCUUUAUAAAUGUAACUUACUCUCUCUCUCUCUCUCUCUCUCUCUCUCUCUCU
Messenger RNA from Sycon ciliatum, 1528 nucleotides. RefSeq lists its product as uncharacterized. NCBI's taxonomy places the organism in Eukaryota, Metazoa, Porifera, Calcarea, Leucosolenida, Sycettidae. The transcript is spliced from 2 exons. Bases 50 to 1009 code for a protein of 319 amino acids. The record is from RefSeq and is a predicted model, not a curated record.